Molecule: messenger RNA, 1884 nt
Organism: Thlaspi arvense
Lineage: Eukaryota; Viridiplantae; Streptophyta; Magnoliopsida; Brassicales; Brassicaceae
Source: the annotation of a GenBank genome assembly
GGCUAUUGGUCACCCGGUGAUUCAUAUCUUGGUGGAGAGGCCAAUCCAGCAGGUCGAUACUUGGGUGACGGAUUCAGUCUGGCAAAGGUUCAGAUGUUCAUUGUCCAAUAUAUUGGCUUUGAAGAUAACAUGCGAAAGAUUUCGUGGUUUUCACCAGAGAUGCCAAACCAGAAAGAGGACAUAGAUGAUGAUGAGACAAUACAGAAAGUUGUUCACUACAGAAUAGGGUCAGGCAUAGAUGAGAGUAAAUUCAAGAAGUUUAAGAUAGGUCAAGAGAACAAGACAAUAAAGAGAUUUAAGUGUGCUGUAAACAAAUAUGCUGUGAAGAAGAGAAGGGGUAUUAGUAAGCAUGUUACAACAAUCUGUUCAGAUGGGAAGUGUCCUUGGAGGAUGUAUGCGUCGAUAAACCAUUUCUCAACCCAGGUUGUGGUAAGACCGUUGCAAGAAGAGCACAAUUGCACUUGGCAAGGUAAAGCCUCUCUUCUAACGAAUGCUAGAAUAGCAGACAUAUACAUUGAAGACUUUAGGUUGAAUCCAGAUUUUUCAGCCAUUCAGUUGCAAGAGAAACUUUUGGAUAGGAAAAUUAAUGUCACAUGGACGAUAUGUGAGAGGAUAAGGCUUGGAUGCUUGAAAACUUUUGAUAGAGAGCAGGCAGAGCAGUUUUACUCAAAACAUGAUGCUGUGGAGAACAAUUUGGGAGAAAUUUUUAAUGAGGCAAGAAGGAUUGCAAGGACUAAACCAAUUGUUGAAAUGCUUGAGGAGAUUAGGAGGAGAGUCAUGGUCUCUAAUGAGAAAAAGAAACUUGAAGCAGAGAAAGCCAGAGGCGAAUACACUCCUAGAGCAGUAACAUUACUUGACCAGCAGAUUGAGUUAGCUAAGAAUUAUAGGCCGAUACCUUGGGGGAUGGGGAGAUAUGAAGUGAGCUACUUCAAUGACAGGUACAUUGUGCAUUUGAGAAAUGAAACAAGUUGUACUUGUCGGUUGUACCUCAUCGGUGGCAUCCCCUGUUGCCACAUUGCAUUCGCACUUAUACUAGAGAGAAAUGUUGAGCAAGACCCUAAGACAUUGAUCAGUGACUGGUUACAAUUGAUGCUCGGGUCAAUCCACCUCCAUAUAAGAGGCCUCCGGGCAGGCCUCCAGGGAAAAAGAAAAAGAGAGAGAAGGGAGAUCCAAGGCAAAAUCAGGAAAAGCACCAAAGAUAGGAAUCAAAAUGGUAUCAUAAAUUGUGGGCAGGAAGGACACAAUGUCACAAACUGUAAGAACCAGUCUAUCCCUAAGCCUCCAAAGAAACCACUCGGGAGGCCACGAGUUAGGCCCCUGUCACCUAUUGCAGGACUUGACUGGAAUACUCUUGAAGGUGUCUCUUCUUCUCAGCCUGCUGACAAUAAUUCGUGGAGGCCAUGUAAUGAAAGUGUUGAUGCAUCUUCUUCUCAGCCUACCCAGCGUGUGUCUUGUUUUCAGCCUGUGCGACGUGGCUCUUCUUCACGACAUGGCUCUUCUUCUCAUCCUGCACAAGGUGGCUCUUCUUCUCAUCAUGCACAAGGUGGCUCUUCUUCUCAUCCUGCACAAGGUGACUCUUCUUCUCAGCCGGUUGAAGACCUUCCUUCUCUUUCCUCUGCACUUCCAAGAAGCGUGGUAGACCUCGCAAGAAUUCUAUUGAGGCAAGAAGGGUACGGUGUCUUCACUAGUGUGCAGUCGAGGGAUGAUUAUGUUCAUCUUGGCAGGUCUAUGAGGGAUACACGUGUUAAUACAAUCCUGCCAAGCAGUCUAUACAGAGCGAGAGAAGCUAAAAAGGUGGCGGUUGAACGUGGAAGAGGCUGUGGAAUAGGUCGGGGAAGAGCUCGUGGAAGCUUUGUGGAAAAUUGGUUGUCUUCUUCCCAACCU